Molecule: messenger RNA, 1842 nt
Organism: Macroventuria anomochaeta
Lineage: Eukaryota; Fungi; Ascomycota; Dothideomycetes; Pleosporales; Didymellaceae
Exons: 3
Coding region: 34-1710 (558 amino acids)
Cellular component (GO): nucleus
Molecular function (GO): protein binding
Source: RefSeq, a predicted model, not a curated record
AUCGUACACACAACAAAUCCAAGUUGACUGAAGAUGGAGAGACGAACAAGGAUCACCAACGAACUCGUUGCAUUACAGCAACAAACGCCUGAGCAACCAUACAGCAUAGCACAUCGUCUGAAACUGGCAAAGGCUUACAGAAGCCUUGGAUAUCCCGAUCUUGCUGUUGGCGAUGCAUACAAGGCACUCCUGCUUGUUGACGAGGUAGCCGAGGAAGGAGAAUAUCAUGACGAAGCUCUAGAAGCUGCGAACGCCGAUUAUCUUUCGGAGGGAGUCGCGGGCCUGACAAUCAAUUCCGCUGCCGAUGCUCGAAGCAAAGAGGAGGAUAACGUUCUGACCUGGGCGCAAAAGCAUCUUUCGAGGACUGCGCAUGAUGUCCUCAUAGAAGCUCUUUUGGCUUGCGGCUGCUUCCGCAGCGCGUUCGACUAUAUCGCGCGUGCAACGAGAGCCUUUCCCAACGACAAGACCUUCGGCGAGUAUGACAACAUCCUGACAUCCAAACUUCGGUCUUACUACGAGAAAGAAGGAGAAAACGUUGACGACGUGGAGGUCGAGGACUACCCCGAUAAGGGCCUUGUUCGUCGCGAAAACUAUCCUUGGAAUGAGUACGAACCAGAUCGCCACUCAGACGAAUGUCUGCAAUUUCUGAACGAUGAGAUGGCGAACAUAGCUCCGAAGCUGGAAGUGAGGGUUUCUGAGCUGCCAUUACUCUCAACCAACCCGUCAACCCAGGAAUCAAAUCACGAAGUUCAAUUUGUGAAACAGCUAGGCGUGUUCGCGAAGGAGGAUAUUGCGCCUGGAGUGGAGGUGCUGAAGGAAAGGUCUCUACUGACGGCUGUAUCCAGACUCCACGAUACAUACUGCGACGCUUGCAGUACAACACUACCUGACUCGCCAGGUGCGGAGAGUACCAUUCUCUCCUGCGAAGAGUGCGACGAGGUGUUCUUCUGUAGUGAAAAAUGCCAUGAUCUGGCACAGGACAGUUACCACCCCUCGAUAUGCGGAGUGAGCGUAAACCAAGGAAAAGUUCCUGCUCGCGAAGCUGCCGACUCUCUGUACUCCAUCCUCCUUGUCCGAGCAUUGGCACUGGCAGAAACACAAGAUCUUCACCCUCUAGAGUUGAAGGAACUCCGCUACAUCUGGGGUGACUAUCACGGCAAAGACCUGAAUACUGUAUGGCAAGCCAACACUGAGGGUGAACUCGUUGAUCCCUUCGGCGGUGUUCCCCAGACCUUGCCAUUCUCGUUCAACAACAAUGUCAUCAAGCCUCUACACAUACUGGAAAAGAUGGAUGUCAACAUCUUCACUCAAAGCUAUCGAUACGACACCUGGGUCUUCAACACCAUCUACGCCAAGCUGAGAGGCACAGCUUCUGCGCAACAAGGACCAGACGGACGACCGGAGAUUGGCGCUGUUCAUCCAAUGUGGUGUCUAGCCAACCAUAGCUGCGACCCGAACGUAGCCUGGGAAUGGCAAGGGACUAUGAAAUUUUGGACACGCGAGAAGCUUGUGGACUGGGAGGGAAGGGACCCUAACCAGGGCCCUGGAUUGAAGAAAGGCCAAGAGGUCUUCGGGCAUUACUGCGAUGUCAGACUGCCCGUCAAAGAGCGCAGAGAGUGGGCAGUAGGUGCGUUGGGCGGAGAUUGUAUGUGCGCAAGAUGCGUCUGGGAAGAGGCAGAGCAACGACGCCUCAAUGCCCUAGCACAGUAGGGUGCAUCUGACUCGCAAAUCGUGGGGCUUGUUCGAUAAGAGAGGUUGUAUUCAGGAAGCCACCCCCCAUGUCGAGUCAUUCAUCGAUCUUCAACUGUCAAGAGAAUGUACAACAAUCGACGCUAAAAAAAA